GUGUGUAAAGUAAUGAACAGUGAUAAGAAAAUAAGGAAAUCAAUGAAAUAAAUUAUGAAAAGAUCCAGUGACAACAAAAAUGUUACAGAAGCACAGACAAAGCAAGAAUUAAGGCACAACACUAAGUAUAUCAUGAUGAUUGUACUAAAAUGAUCCAGUGGAAAUGCACACAAUGCAUAGAUCUCUACAAACAAUACUCUUCAAAAGGAAAUUCAUCAAAAUUAACAAAUGAUCUAUAAAAAUAACAUCCAGUAAAGAUAGUUUGAAGCAUAAGGAACUUAUGAAUGCAACAAAAAUAUUGAAACAAUUGUGAUAAACAUGAACAAAAGACAUUCAUGAGUGACCUUCGUAAAAGGAAAUUUCAUAAUUUUAAAAACAACAAAAGAAAGGAACAAAAAAUAAUUUUUUUAAUAAUAUUACAGAAAACUGGAUCUUAAAUUAGAUGAUUUACACAUAAGUUUAUAGCUUAAGAAUUGUGAUUUCUAGUGAUAUACUUUAAUAAUCGAUAGUGGUGAUGAAUAGCAAGAUAUUUGCUGUAAUAUUCCACGUAUGCUUAGUGAAAUUAAUCUACGCCACAGACAUUUCUGAUUUAGUCUUUUCAAACAUUAAUGAUGGAAUAAUCAGUGCUUAUGGCGAUUUCAAUUCCGAUGAGCUAACGGACGUAUUUAUUAUUCGAGAUAAUUUCCAUACAAUUGAAAUUUUAUUGGCAUCAGAUACACCGCCUUUGCUAAGACGAGAUGAAAAGAACUUUAAAUGUCAUUAUCCUAAUUUAGACAUUACAUCAGUAGUUCCAGGUGAUUUCGAUGGAGAUGCUUUAAUGGAUGUCAUGUUUACAGCUCGUAAAAAUAAGAAGGAGGUUGAUGUCUAUAUCAAUUAUGGUGGAUUGACUUACUUAAAUUGUACUACGACAAAUAAUAGUGCUCCAGUGAUUUCAUCAAUGAUCGGAGAACCUUUAGCGCUGGAUUAUGAGAAUGACAUGAUUAUUGAUUUAUUUGGUUUACGGAUGGAUGAUGGAAUUGAAAAAAGAAGCUUAUGGAUUUUCAACAAGACCAGAAGUCCACCAAACAUUGAGGAUCUUGACACUAAAAUUAUUGGAGACAAGAAAUUAGGCAAGCUGACUAAUCCACAUUCUCAUGCUACAAUUGAUCUGAAUGAAGAUUUUCUAGCUGAUUUGAGCUUAUCAACUGAAAAAGGUUUUGAGCUUUGGAUAGCUGAUAAGUAUACUAAAAAGUAUCAUUAUGAAGAAGAAUUGUUAUUUCCAACAGGAUCGACUGCACAUUUCGGACAAGCUUUAUACAUUGAUUUAGAAUUAAAUGGAAAUAUGACCCAACUUAUUCCAGUUUGUCUUGAUGCAGAUUGUAAAGAGUCUAGAAUUUAUGUGCAUACAGAAAAUCAUUAUAAGGAAUUGGAAAUAAAUUUCUUUCAAGACGACAAUAAGACACAAUGGGGAUUCUUGUCGCCAAAAGAAGAUGGGAAAUUUUAUGAAAGAGCAAUGACAUUGCGAAUGGGUGAUUUUAACAAUGAUGGCUAUAUUGAUUUAUUAGCAACAUUGCAAAGGAAGGGACAAAGUGAACCAAUGAUUCAGACAUUCUUAUUAGAGAAUAUCAAAAGAUCUAAUCUUCAUGAUACUGAUAGAGUACGAAGAACAUUUGCUGUUCGUUGGAAUGCAUUAUCACCUUUUGGACAAGAUACAGUCAUGGCAAGUUUCUAUGAUUUUUAUCAAGAUGGUAUACUUGACGUAAUUAUGCUUCAAAAGAAUGGUGAUAAAUAUAAACCAUUAGCUUUUCGAAAUACUCUCGAUUAUGAUGCAAAUUUCGUUAAAGUCAUUGUUCUUACUGGACUAGAAAAUGCUAAAAAGCCACCAAAGGAGAACUCACCGUUUGGAUCAAAGUCUAAGUGCUACGGAUCAAACUUACCAGGACCUAAAAUAAAAUAUCAUACAACUACACAAGAAGGUCUGGCACAACACGGAGUAGCUACUCAAUUAUCACAAUCAGCAUACUUUUCGCUUCAUUUACCAUAUCAAAUUUUUGGUCUAGGACGCACACCAAAUUUCGUAGAUAAUGUAGAAAUCAUGUUUGCAGGCAAAAAGAAGACAUGGCCUCAAAUAAUUCCAAACUCACAAAUGCUCGUGAUUCCAAGAGAUCCGGAUCAAACUUAUACAUGGAAAGCACAGCUGUUUGUGACUCCUAGUAAAAUUAUUAUUCAAUCAGUCAUUGCCUUACUUGGAAUAAUAGUAGUCAUCUCAUUCAUCAUUAUUGGACUGCAUAUGAAGGAACGACGAGAAGACAAGCUAGAGAAAUUGCAAGAGGCUCAAAGAUUUCAUUUUGAUGCAAUGUAAACUGAUUUUAAUAUAUUUAUUAUUCUUUUCUUUUAUGUGAUAUCUGUUGUUAAAUUAAUUUGCUUUAAUUAAUAAAAUUAAUAUUUAUGAACAAGCUAAUUAUACCGG
Chironomus riparius is the source of this 2449-nucleotide messenger RNA. The record is from the annotation of a GenBank genome assembly. Lineage: Eukaryota; Metazoa; Arthropoda; Insecta; Diptera; Chironomidae.